AUGGAUUUCAAUAACCCUAAUGCGUACGGCGGCCAGUUUGCCAAUUCCCCGCAACACGCCCAGUUUGAUCCACAGGCGCGCCUCCAGCAGCAACCAAACGCUCCAGGCCAGUAUGCCCAGCACGCCCCGUUCGCCGGCAUGGGUGGCGCCAUGGGAAAUAGUGUCAUGCCGUCUGGAGCCCCAUAUCUCCAGCAGCGAGGUAAGCCACAACAGCAACAACACCAGCUGUCGUCGCCUAGCCCAUACUCGAGCGCGCCCUUCGCGCAGCCCAUGCCCUCGCCUGCUCACCAGCAACAGUUUGCGCAGAACCGCCAGACUGCCUCGCCCGCAAGCGUCACCGGACAGCCGCCCUUUGCGACCCCCCAGCCCCAGCCCUCGCCCGGCACCUUGCCUACAAACGGCCACCAGACACCCAUGAAUCUCCAGCUACCCAUCAAGUCGGAGCCGCUUCAGCUGCAGACGCCCGUCAAGGCAGUGCCCCCGUCGCCCAUGUCGCCCAGCAAUCCGGCGCGUAGUCAGGACCGCGUCGCGACGCUCCUCGAGAUCAACAGCAUACUCAUCAAGGAGGUGUGCGAUCUGCAGGCACAGGGCAAGGCGGGUCAUGUAGGACCCACGCCUGAGGGCAAGCCCGAGGGCGAGAAAGCGCAGCCGUCCAAGGACUACAUGCGACGCCUACAAGCCAACCUAGCCUACCUCGCCCAAAACGCCGAAAAAGUGCCCAAACCAGGCCAACAAAUGCAACCGGGACCUGCCAUCAUGUCUGUUCCCCCUUCGCAUGCAGACCUCGCCAAGCUCUACACCAAGCUCCAAGAACUAUUCCCCGGUUGGAAGGGCCAGUCAGCCCAGAUGAAACAAUCCCCGGGCCCACAACGCGUCGCUUCGAAUCCCGGUCCACAGCAACUUCAACAACAGCAACAACAACAACCGCCGAAUAGUGCAGGCUUGCAUCAGAGUUGGGGGCCAGGGGUUAUGCAACAGAGCUUGCAGCUUGCGCAGCAACAGGCUCAGCAGCAGCAGCAACCACCAACAUAA
This is a messenger RNA of Bipolaris victoriae FI3, 1032 nucleotides long. RefSeq lists its product as hypothetical. The coding region runs from base 1 to 1032 and encodes 343 amino acids. NCBI's taxonomy places the organism in Eukaryota, Fungi, Ascomycota, Dothideomycetes, Pleosporales, Pleosporaceae. The transcript is spliced from 3 exons. The record is from RefSeq and is a predicted model, not a curated record.